Molecule: messenger RNA, 1037 nt
Organism: Benincasa hispida (wax gourd)
Lineage: Eukaryota; Viridiplantae; Streptophyta; Magnoliopsida; Cucurbitales; Cucurbitaceae
Source: RefSeq, a predicted model, not a curated record
AUCAACUACCUCCUCACUUCUCCUUGCCUAACGGCCAACCGAUCAUAUCAAUGUCAUCCGACCAAGAAAAAUCAAGCUUUCACCCCAAGAUACCAGCAACCAACAAGAAGCACAUCAUAACGCGUAUCAUCGAAAACGACGGCGUACCGCGGAUGGCUGCGUGGGGUGGAGCCUUCGCUUUCGCUUGUUCACUCGUAUUAGCUUCUACAUUCAAGAGGAGCAAGAAGAUCAUAUCCCCGAAAAGGCCGAGUCAAGACGGUGAUUCGGAUCUUGAUGUCGGUGAUGACGAUAAAGCUCGACGAAUGGAAGGACUGCAACUUCUUCUUCAGUCUUCAUCAACUGAUAUCAUCAAUCGUUCAUGCCACACAACGUCGAAUAUGUCAGUGAAAUAUACUUCAAUAGAAGACUCGAAAGAAGAAAAUCGACCUCUAAUGACGGAACACAUCUUAGAAAAGAAAAAGGAAGAAAAUAUUGUAGUUGUUAUUUAUGAAGAAGGAGAGUACCCAAAUUCAGAAGAAUUUAUAGAAAACGAAAUCCAAAAAUAUGAAGAAAGCUCAAAAGUUACAAAAAGUUUUCCAUCUGCAGAAUUUGAUGAUACUUGGCUCGAAGAGUGGACGUAUAGACCAUCAACAUCAUCUUCUUCGUCUUCGUCCUCGUCAUCGUCAGAGGAAACUUCAUUUAGUAUUGGAGUUUUUUCACAAGAGAUCGAUGGAGAUGACAAAAGUAUGGAUAUCGUUAUAUAUAUUGAUGACGACAAUGAGAAUGGUGAAGACGAACAAUUUCAGAGGGUUUGAUAUAUUGAAGAAUCUUGAUUCAAAUUUGUGUUCAUAUGUAAAAGAUACUAUUUUGAUCUCGUUUUUAUAUUGGUUUGUUUUAGUUCAUUUUAGUUUUUAUAUUUUGAAAAUAUUCAAAUUUAAAUAAUUUAGUCCCUAUAAUAUUUUCAAUGAAUCUUAAUAACCGUGAUCCUACCAGUAGGAAAAGAUUGAUGAAAUAAAUACCAAAAGUUUACUUUUAUUUUUGGUACAACAAUGGAUACA